AGUGUUUACGGCCUGUCAUUGGCUGAUUCCGCUGUCAGUCAAAAGCUUCUGUGCUCCUAUUGGCUGUGGUGUUUCUGUGUGCGCUCGUUCUUUGCUCUCGGGCGGACAAACUGGGAGAGGCCUGUCAGUCCCGUUCAGCCUGCUCUGCUCUUUGAAGCCCCGCCUCCCGCCGUCAUGUGACGGUGUCCAUAUCAAACAGACCCCGGUGGACAGACACGGAGCUCAACGGAAGUGUCGCUCGGUUGUUUAAACAUCGUGUUUCUUCGUUAACGUGUCGAGUCUCGUUUUUUUCUCCCCGGGAUGUUUUUGUAGUUUAAAGGAUCAGGUUCAAACUACAGACGGAGCCGUUUACGGCAUGACGUAGAGAGGAGCGUGAGAGGAGAGAGCGCACGUGUGUUCACAGCUGAGCUCUGGUGAUGGAGGAGCCCCCCCCGGCCUGUGAGGAGGAGGAGGAGGAGGGCCGGUCCUCCUCUCCUGUUGUUGGUGUGGGUCUGUGUGACUCAGCCUCGCUGCUGUGGAGGGUGGAGGACUUGAAGACGGUCCGGUCUUGGGGUCUGGUGGGGGCUCUGCUGGGUUCACUGCCCCGGACCCCCCGACAGAACGGGCGACUGGGGAGACCCCUGCUCCUGCUGCCGGAGGAGGAGAGACUGCUGACGGAGAACCAGGCUGCUGCUGCUUUACCUGGUGCUAACCAGCAGAAUGUAGGAGGGGCGGAGCUGCGUCGGCGGGUAGAGCAGUACGAGGAGGAGCAGCAGAGGAGUUAUGAGGAGCAGAGCGUCCUCGCUCUGGAGGACAGGAAGUCAGCGCUGCUCCGAGCUAUGACAUCACCACACACAGGUUCAGACCCAGAUGAGGCCCUGCGGCACCGCCUGGAGGCCCUGGGCCGCAGCUUUACCUUCCCCCGGUCGGCGCUGGCGGUCCAGCUGAGCACAGUGAGGGCGGGGCUGACCUACUGCUCCGAGGACCGGGCCUUCCUGCGGGCCGACUGGCCGAUCAGAGUACAGGACGACCCCCGCGCUGACAUCAGGUACCAGGUGUUCAGAGACUUGAGGGGGCGGGGCUUCUACCUGACCUCAGCGGGGAAGUUUGGAGGAGACUUCCUCAUUUAUCCAGGUGACCCUCUGCGUUUCCAUGCUCACUUCAUUGCCAUCUGUCUGUCCCUGGACGAGUCCCUCUGUCUGCUGGACGUACUCGCCAUUGCUCGACUCGGGUCUAAUGUGAAGAAGACGGUCCUGCUCUGCUCGCCAGGGCUGGACGGCACUAUGGUAUACACCUCCCUGCAGUGGAGCGGGAUGGUCUGAAGACAGAACAGAGAGGAUCAUGGGUAGGAGGUUGGUGUUUGUUUCUGACACAGCGUCCAGGACUCCUUCAGGACCCCUGCUGGUCCUCAGGCUUCGGUUUAGGAACAGCCUGAGACCAGAGGAGGUUAAAAACUGAGGACAGAAAGAAACUGAGCAGGUCUGACUCUGAGACUGGACUCAUCAGUCAGGAUCAGGUUCAGGGUCUGACACCUGUGCUACAGUGGAACCAGAAACUGAUGGAGGAUGUGAAAGAUGUUGAGCAGAGAUGGAGGGAAACAACAUUUAUAGUUCAGAGGUUAAAACAUGUUUAAUAAUUCGACCGUGUAGUAUGUGAAGUGUCCACCAGGGGGCAGAACCACAUCUGAAACCUCAGUCCUCAGUUUGUUUUGGUUAUAAACAGGAUUCAAUGUGUCUGUAA
Lates calcarifer (barramundi perch) is the source of this 1719-nucleotide messenger RNA. It is a transcript of the gene tsen34, whose product is annotated as TSEN34 tRNA splicing endonuclease subunit. The transcript is spliced from 5 exons. Bases 417 to 1301 code for a protein of 294 amino acids. Gene Ontology annotation, biological process: tRNA splicing, via endonucleolytic cleavage and ligation; tRNA-type intron splice site recognition and cleavage. Lineage: Eukaryota; Metazoa; Chordata; Actinopteri; Centropomidae. The record is from RefSeq and is a predicted model, not a curated record. Gene Ontology annotation, molecular function: tRNA-intron lyase activity; nucleic acid binding. Gene Ontology annotation, cellular component: tRNA-intron endonuclease complex.